Colletotrichum phormii is the source of this 1032-nucleotide messenger RNA. Its product is annotated as short-chain dehydrogenase. NCBI's taxonomy places the organism in Eukaryota, Fungi, Ascomycota, Sordariomycetes, Glomerellales, Glomerellaceae. The transcript has 7 exons. The record is from RefSeq and is a predicted model, not a curated record. Bases 1 to 876 code for a protein of 291 amino acids.
AUGAGUGUCCGAUGCAGCACCAUCAGCCCCCACAAGCCUCCUCUGACCGAGGAGAACCUGCCUGAUCAGUUUGGAAAGCUCGUGAAGAUUCUAUACCAAAGGAACGCCAAGAUAUGGCUGGCAGCUCGAAGCCAGUCCAAAACCCAAGCUGUCACCCACGGGAUCAAGGCCGCGCAUCCGGGGUCCAGCGGAGACAUGAUAUUUCUGAAGCUCGAGCUCGAUAACUUGACUACUAUCAACUCAACUGCCCAGGAGUUCCUCGAGAGAGAGAAUCGACUUGAUGUGCUCAGGAACAACGCUGGUGUGAUGGUUCCUCCUCAGGGGGUUAUCUGGGUGUCCUCUAGCGCUGCGGACGGAGCAGCUCGACCAGCAAUCGACUUCUCCAACAUGUACUAUCAUAAAGAGGAAGGUAUUUGGAGCAAGUAUUCAAGAAGCAAGGCGGGAAAUGUUCUUCAGGCAGCAGAAUAUGCUCGCCGAGUGAAGACAAGCGGAAUCAUAAGCUUGUCUUUGAACCCCGGCAACUUUGUUACCAACCUUCAGCAGAACAUGCCGAAAGUCCAGUUGGCAGCGUUUAAACUCAUUUCGCACCCACCGAAGAACGGUGCCUACACGGAGCUGUUUGCUGGGCUUGACCAGUCCAUCACUAUGGAAUACAGCGGUGGAUGGGUUUCCCCAUUCGGGAAAAAAGAAAACGCUGGGAAAGAUAUCUUGGAUCCUGAGUUGGGUGGCCAAUAUUGGGAAUGGUGUGACGCUCAGAUUCAGCCUUACUUGGGCACGUUCCUAUGGGCUUGGGUGGAGUUGGGCGAAGCCGUCAAGCGGAAUAUCUUGACUAUGGGUUUCCCAUGUGGAAUCCCGGCCAUUGUCGUUGUUUGUUGACGUUGUUUGUUGUGCGCUGAAUCGGAAUAAGAAAGCCUUGGGGGCACUGGAUAUGAAGAAUAGAGCAGGAAUCAAUGCAAUUUGAAUUUGGUGAAGCGUGUGCUGUCCGGGGUUUAACACAUAUUUUGGCGGUGAGAGGAAACCAACAGAAUGGAG